Messenger RNA from Melanotaenia boesemani (Boeseman's rainbowfish), 892 nucleotides. RefSeq lists its product as uncharacterized. The coding region runs from base 28 to 876 and encodes 282 amino acids. The transcript is spliced from 2 exons. The record is from RefSeq and is a predicted model, not a curated record. NCBI's taxonomy places the organism in Eukaryota, Metazoa, Chordata, Actinopteri, Atheriniformes, Melanotaeniidae.
UCCAGGUUUGCAUCUUAUGACCACCUGAUGCGGUUUUGGCAGGUCAUUCAACCAUCACUGAAAUACAUGGUCCGAGCGACCAGCUUAACUGCUGAUGAUGCUGGACGACUGAGUGCUCCCACGGGACGGGCUCUACACCCAAUAGAUGAGAUGUUCCUGUUCCUGAACUACCUGACCUUUGGACUGAAGCAGAGGGACCUGGCUGACCGCUAUCAAAUCCACCAAUCUACUGUGAGCAGAAUAAUUCUCACAUGGAGCAUUUUUUUGCUUUCUGUCCUGGGUGCACAGAGAAUCUGGAUGACACAAGAGAGGAUCCGGGAGUACCUACCUGUAGAGUUCAGAGACUAUGCUGACACCGCUGUGGUUCUGGACUGCACUGAGCUGAGGUGCCAAACCCCUUCUUCUCCCUUGCUACAGAGUGAGGUCUACUCAAACUACAAGUCCCACUGCACCCUGAAAGGAAUGAUUGGUAUAGCACCACAUGGUCCAGUGACCUUUGUUUCUCCCCUCUAUGCUGGUUCGAUCAGCGACAAGCAGCUGUUUGUGGAAUCAGGUCUUUGCAAGCUUCUCCGUCCAGACUCAGCGAUCAUGGUGGACAGAGGCUUCCUGAUGGACAACUGUGUGCCCUGUAAGAUGUACAGACCUGCAUUUCUUUCAGGAAGACAUCAAAUGCCUGAGAGUGAGGUCAGGGAAACGCAGGCAAUCGCACACCUCAGAGUGCAUGUGGAGCGUGUGAUUCGAAGAUUGAAAGAACACAAGUUAUUGGAUUCAGUCAUUCCUUUGAAUAUGUUUGGUAACAUUAAUCAGCUGUACGUUGUUGCAUGUCUCCUGCUGAACUACGAAAAUGGCCCCUUGGUUAAGGCUUGGGCAAAGUAGAACAAUCAAAUCUGAC